Molecule: messenger RNA, 2607 nt
Organism: Poecilia latipinna (sailfin molly)
Lineage: Eukaryota; Metazoa; Chordata; Actinopteri; Cyprinodontiformes; Poeciliidae
Product: pro-opiomelanocortin-like
Exons: 3
Coding region: 322-1032 (236 amino acids)
Biological process (GO): neuropeptide signaling pathway
Cellular component (GO): extracellular region
Molecular function (GO): neuropeptide hormone activity
Source: RefSeq, a predicted model, not a curated record
GGGUGGCCGUGAACAAAAGCGCACACACUCCUCCCGGUUUGGAGCAGAGAAAUUGAUGCCGCACCUCAGUCACACCCAGAGGCCUUGAGACUCAACACUCUUUAAUUCUUGCAGCUACAAAAAAAGGAGCUUUCUUCGUCAAAAGAGGCAACAGCGAGUCUUUCUCCUACUGAGCACUUUAUUACUGGGAACGGAGAAAGCUGGAGCAGGAGAGUGACUGACUGCGACUGGAAGUCUGCGAGAGCUGAGGAGCAAAGACAGAGGAGGGGAAGCAAGAAGGGAGGACAAGAAUUUUGAAAAAGCUCUGAGUUGGAGAGGAAGAUGGUGGGUCAGUGCUGGUUGUUUAUGGUUCUGAUGGGAUUUAUGUGCAGCCCUGGGUCUGGCUCGGUGUGCUUGGAGAGCUCCCGGUGCAACGACUUGAGCGACAAGGACAUAAUACAGGACUGCCUUCACCUCUGCACCCCCGCAACCGAGCCUGAAAUCAAACCACCCGGGGUCGCAGGUCAGCAGGAGAGUGACGACUUUGGUGAUCCUGAGAGGAGCCAUAGGGGUGACCUGCUGUUCAGCAUCAUUCUCUCCACUCUGGCUUCUGGAGGCAAAGUACCAGAGGGAGAUCUGAAAGCCCACGAUGACCAGCGCCGCUCUUACGCAAUGGAGCAUUUCCGUUGGGGGAAGCCCUUCGGCCGAAAGCGCAGGCCUGUUAAAGUGUUCCCCUCCGCUCUGGAUGAGGAGGCCUUCGCCCUGCGGGCGCGCAGGCACUUGAGCUGGAACAAAGCUGAAUCAAAGGGAGGCGUCGUUAAAGGGAGGCAUCGGAAUAAGGAUCUGCUCGGGCCCAGAGCCGGGUUCAGGUCUCGGGCCACGCCGGAGAGAAAAGCCGAGACCUACAGGAUGAGUCACUUCAGAUGGGGCAGCCCGCCUGCAUCCAAACAAAACAAUCGCUUCGGGAAGCUGUGGGAGGAGAAACCUCGGGAAAAGCUGUCCAAGUUAUUCAAGAACAUUUUAGUGAAGGAUGUGAAAAUGAUAAUGGGCUAAAAAAAAAAAAAAAAAAAAAAAAAAAAAAAAAAAAAAGGAAGACAAAAAAGGGAAAAGGUACUAAAAUAAGAGCAGAGAGGUUAAUUUAAAAUGACUCUUGGCUAGUUUCCAUUUGUCUUAAUGUAAAUUCCAGAAAUUAGUUGCUAUCUUUAGAAUGUCAUUUUUGGGGCCUGAUAUUUCAUUAAAGGCCUAUAUGAAGACAAAAAAAAAAUAAAAUAAAAAAAACACAACCUGGUUUAAUUUCUUGGAAAUGACUUGAGAGCUUCAAAGUAAUAACUCUUACUGGAAACUCAGCUAAUGAUUUACAUGUUAUCUGUACAAAUAUUUCUUCGUGGAUGGUACGUACGUGUUGAAGUAAUUUAGUGGCAGACUGGUUUCUUUUUGUAAUUUAUUCUGAAAAUAAAUAUUCAGUUUUUGCAAUUGACAAUUCAGACUGAUUUCAUCUCAAAGGUAACACAUUUUUAUGAUGAGUAACGACUUCUGCUAACAGCACAUUUUGUCCUGAAAGUCAAAACAAAAAAAAAGACAACAAAUACUCUUUAUGUUGGUAUUUCAUAUCUGAAAAGCUUUCAACAUGAUCAGUCUAGUUUUGCCUACAUGUCCCUCCAGCUGCAUAAUAAAAAAAAAACAGGAAACUCACCCCGAUGAAGCAAAAGUAAGACUGAAAAUUAGGGAUUUCAGGGCUAACUUAAUUCAACACAGAUCAUCAGCUGUGGUAAAAAGGCUGCAGUCAGAAAUGAAAGCUUUCUGCACUGAAUUAGAGGAUCAGAUGACCUGCUGCUUGGGUGGAAACAUGUAAUACAAGUAAUAAUGAGACAGAGCAGUAAAGCUAAAACAGAUGAGAGCAACCCAAUGAAAAAUUCGCCAUUAAAUUUGCCUUCUUGCAAAAGCAUCCAAACUGCUUUGAUCAUUUUCCCCUAUUCUUUCAUGUCACGACCACAAACUUUUCAUUAUUUUAUGUGAUAAACUGAUGCAAAGCAGCAUGUAAUUGUGAAGUUUGUGGUUGUAAUGUGGCUUCACUGUCACUCCUACGAACUCAAAUCAGAGACAAGUCAGGCCAUUCAUGGUUUGAGAUACAUUUAUUGUAUAACACGGCUACGAUUCGACUAGCAUGCAAAGUCCGGUAUGACACAUGUAAGGCAUUUUCUCCAUGUAAAAGCUGCCUUUGUCACCAGGUAAUCCAGUUUUUAAAGUGCAAAGUCCACAGAAUGACUCAAUUUAUACUACAGCACUACAUUGGAAAUGGAUCUAUUGACCAGACAUGUCAUGAAGAAAAACUAAGUCAGGAUUGCCGUAAGCUAGUAUCACAUUACACAAUGCAAUGACGACAAGCAGACAGAUUUACAGAUCUGAUUCUGAAAAGACGGCAUUACGACGCGCCACCGUGUGCUGCUGCGGCAUCAACGGGUCGUUCUUCAUGAACCAGGAGGAGUCAGUCACUGGACAAGACUGUAAACUGUGUCUGAAGGGUUUGGUCUCCGGUAACAACGAUAAAGACACAUCUGUGUUUACACAGACACAUGAACAAACACUCCCACUCACACUAUAAAAAAAAAAAGAAAAAACAGAAAAAAA